This is a messenger RNA of Fragaria vesca subsp. vesca, 1654 nucleotides long. RefSeq names its product probable beta-1,3-galactosyltransferase 8-like. Gene Ontology annotation, molecular function: hexosyltransferase activity. Gene Ontology annotation, cellular component: Golgi membrane. Lineage: Eukaryota; Viridiplantae; Streptophyta; Magnoliopsida; Rosales; Rosaceae. The record is from RefSeq and is a predicted model, not a curated record.
GGCUAAAAUAUACAGAUGAUCAAUAGGACGUUGUUGUGGAGAAACUCGAUCAAUUCACUCUCGAUCAGUAUAUGAAGAAUUAAUUCCGGCGCGCUGUCCAAGUACAUCGAUCGACCGAUCGAUCGAUCAUAUUACUUUUUAUGAAGCGAGGACCCUAAUCUUCAAGAAGGAUUACGGUAACUUAAUCGUUCAGAAAGGAUUUGUGGGACGGGAUAGCAAGCUCAUCAUCGAUCAUCACAUCUGACCAAUAUCGAUCAAGAUGAGGGGGAAACAGGUUUCAGGAAAGGCGAUGCUGAUUCUAUGUGUUGCAAGUUUCUUUGCAGGAUCACUGUUCAGUACUACAAGCCGCACCUGGAGUAGUUCUAGUACUACUCUAGAUGCUGGUGGUGACCAACCUAAUGGCGGCCAUGAAGCUCAUCCAUUUCCCGUCGUUUCCAAGUACCACAUCCAUAAUAACCACCUAGACGAAAAAGCCAAAUCCAAUGGGGCUGCAGCACUAGUCACACAAACUACUUGCAAUGAUGAUCACAAGCGAAAAUUGGUUGAAGGAAAUUCUGGUGAUGAUAUUAUGGGGGAGGUGGCAAAGACUCACCAAGCUAUCAAAUCACUGGAUAAGACAGUUUCAACACUGGAGAUGGAAUUGGCAGCAGCUCGAGCAUCAAACCAGAGAAUGAGUUCAUCAUCAUCUAAUUUCAAUCCUAAAAGACAAAAGGCUUUCGUUGUCAUCGGAAUCAACACCGCCUUUAGCAGCAAGAAACGACGGAAAUCAGUUCGAGAAACCUGGAUGCCUACAGGAAAUGAGCUGACGAAGUUGGAGAAGGAGAAGGGGAUCGUAAUCCGGUUUGUGAUAGGAAGGAGCGCGACUCCUGGAGGGUUACUUGAGAGAGCGAUUGAGGCAGAAGAGGCGGAGCACAACGACUUUCUUAGGCUCAAACAUGUGGAGGGCUACCACGAGCUCUCCACCAAGACCCGCCUCUAUUUCACCACCGCCAUCUCCAUUUGGGAUGCCGAGUUUUAUGUCAAGGUCGACGAUGAUGUGCAUCUCAAUCUCGGUAUGCUGGCGACUACGCUUGCAAGGCACCGUUCCAAACCCAGAAUUUAUAUUGGUUGCAUGAAGUCAGGCCCAGUUCUAUAUCAAAAAGGGGUCAAAUAUCACGAGCCGGAGUAUUGGAAAUUCGGGGAAGAAGGGAACAAGUAUUUCAUGCAUGCCACCGGCCAAAUCUAUGCCAUCUCUAAGGACCUUGCCGCCUACAUUUCCACCAAUUUGCCCAUAUUGCAUAGGUAUGCGAAUGAGGACGUGUCACUGGGCUCGUGGUUGAUUGGGCUUGAGGUUGAGCACAUCGAUGAACGCUCCAUGUGUUGUGCUACCGCUCCAGAUUGUGGACGGAUGGCACAAGCCGGGAACGUUUGUGUGGCGUCGUUUGACUGGAAGUGUAGCGGAAUAUGCAACUCCGUUGAGAGGAUGAAAGACGUGCAUAACUCUUGUGGUGAGGUAGCUGCAGCUGUUUGGAACCUUGAACUCUAAUUCAUUCCCAUGAUCAUCCCUGGAUGGCUUUAUGAAUUUUUCCUUAGAUUUUGCACUUUGGUCCUCUUUUGUUUUGUUGACAUUUAUCUAAAUUUUUAUAUGAUUCAAUAAAUUUGAGAAUAUUAGUUU